Molecule: messenger RNA, 414 nt
Organism: Caenorhabditis remanei
Lineage: Eukaryota; Metazoa; Nematoda; Chromadorea; Rhabditida; Rhabditidae
Exons: 2
Coding region: 1-414 (137 amino acids)
Molecular function (GO): zinc ion binding
Source: RefSeq, a predicted model, not a curated record
AUGAGUGAUCAAUCGUCUUCCGGAUCCUCUUCUGCUCCUCCACCAUCCUAUCAAGAUUUGGAAUUGAUGAGUAUGGGACCGGCUCAUGCUGUCGUUCCUCUAUCCGAAUGCCCUCAUCUCGAUCAAGUUCAACCUCUCCCACUCACUGGAAUUGAUGCAUCGACAAAUUGUUCCGAUUGUAAGAUUGGAGCAGAAGUCUGGACUUGUCUCACUUGCUACCAGUACAACUGCGGGCGCUUUGUCAACGAACACGCCCUUAUGCAUCAUCUCUCUUCUUCUCACCCGAUGGCUCUCUCAAUGGCUGAUCUCUCUGUUUGGUGUUAUCCCUGUGAAGCUUAUGUCCAUAACCAAAUUCUCAUUCCGGCAAAAUCGUCUGCUCAUCAGAGCAAGUUCGGUGAACAAAUGCCUUCCUAA